AUGUUGAAUAUAUUACUUACGUUGGUGAUAGGGGUGUUGUUGAAUGCUGCUAAUGUUUUUGGUUACCUGCCAGGCUAUAUUGGGAAUGCAAUUGAGUUAAAUUCGAAAGAUUAUGGAGCAUCGUGUUCUCCUAUAAAAUAUACGCCAAAUAGCAAAAUGCAAGCUUCAAUUGAGCUACACAUCGAUCAAUUGGACUCAAAGGAUAGAUCUACUUUGAAGGACUUAAAAAUCCCUGUAUUGAUCUUUCGUUACGCGGAUAUUUUAAACUUCACUUCGAUUCGUCCAAUUGAAGACUAUUUUUAUGACUAUUCUUAUUAUUUUAGUGAGGGAUCUUUGGAUGACCAGAAAGAGUUUUACAAGGAUGUGGUUGAUUUUAAGCAAAACAAAUUCAAAUUGGAUAUGAGUAAUGGCUACAAACUCAAUAAGGAUAGAAUUUAUAAUGAUUACUUAACUAUUGAUUCUAAAGAUGAAAAACAUAUUAAGGCUGUAUUACCAGUGUAUGAGUCGGGCAUAUAUUGUGCAUACGUUGCGCCACCGGUAGAUUCUGGUAUCAAGAAAUUGUCUAUUCCUGUCAAUUACAAAAAUUCUUAUGGUUAUUUGCCAUAUAUUCAGUACGCUAUUUAUACGCAGUAUAAGUAUAUUAUUACUAUUGGUUUAUUGUUGACAGCCUACUUAUUUCACUACAUUCUUAAGUUUAAGGUUGGUAAGGAUUUCAAAAAUAUGAAUUCGAUUUCAAUAAUCUCGAAAGCUGUGAUCUUCUAUUUAUUGAUCCCUAUUGUAUUCCUUUCUAUUGGUGAUUGGUUCAUUGAUUUUAUUCAAAAUAACUACAUUUCGAGUGGAAGUCAUGCAACCAUUUUCAAGUUUUUGAAAAUGACCAUUACUUGGAUGGAUUACAACUUCAGUAUUAUGCUCAGAUUCUUUAUUUUGCUUUUUGCUAUGGGUUAUGGUGUAAUUUAUUAUCAUAAUAAUGCAAAUCAAAACUACAGGGAAAUGCCUGCAAGGUUAAUCAAUAAGGCAAUAGUUCUAUUCGUUGUUAAUGUAUGUUUGUUUAGUGUGAGGGAAUGUUUAGAUUAUUUUGGAGACAGUAUCGUAUCUGCAAUGUAUGGAGAUACAUUCUCCAAUGGGAUGCAAAAAAUCAAUCCUCACUUUGAUCCCUCAGCCAUUUUCAUUGUUCAUCAAAUCAUUAAUUUCGCGUGUGAAGUAUUCCCAUUGAUAUGGUUUGUUUUGUCAUUGGUUCACUACUUCAAGACUAAGAAAACCAUUGCAAAAUUUCCACCUAUAUCAGCUACCGCCGAAGGAUCGGUAGAUGCAAACUCGAGAAUUAUUAAAUCAUUCAGACAAUCAAUUCUUAUCUUAUUUGUAUUGCCAGUUUUCCUUGCGUUCGUAUUUGGUACAUUUGUGGCUUACCAUAUUAUUCAUUCAAAUGAAUAUUCUUUAGAUAUUCCAAAUACAACAGGUAGAGAGGAUAUCGCUCAACUGGUCUUAUCAAUGAGAAUGUUAGAAAUUCUGACGUUUGAUAACUCAGCAAUAUUACCAGCAGUAUGGGUUUCUGUUUUGAAUGUUUACUUGACAAUUGUUUUAAUCUAUGCUAUUUGGAUCAGAAAUGAUAAUGAAUUAGUUAUGGAAGCGUAUAGUAGGGAAUUUUCUAGUACAGGAUCGAUGAACCUGGAAUAUGAAAGUGAUUCCUAUUAA
Debaryomyces fabryi is the source of this 1692-nucleotide messenger RNA. RefSeq lists its product as uncharacterized. The record is from RefSeq and is a predicted model, not a curated record. Bases 1 to 1692 code for a protein of 563 amino acids. The transcript has a single exon. Lineage: Eukaryota; Fungi; Ascomycota; Pichiomycetes; Serinales; Debaryomycetaceae.